AUGUCGCUGACCGAGAUCGAAGAGAAUGGGAAUGGUUCACCAUCACUGACGUCGAAAGCGGAAUCUGUGAAAAAGAGCACUGAAAGAGUACCUGUCACGGAGAAGUUAACAAUAUCACACGAGAACGUUUCCUCAGCAAGCUCCAUGGACACAACGUCAACGUCAACAAGUCCGACUUCGAGUGGUCCAACUGGCGAGACGAACAGCACCAACACCACCAGCCGCAUGGAAAAUGGCGAACCAUUACCACGAUUAGCUCCAGGCCUUUAUCACAAGAAACCGGCACCUAUACUCACAGAUUCGGCAAGACCGUUUAGUUCA
Molecule: messenger RNA, 321 nt
Organism: Ostertagia ostertagi
Lineage: Eukaryota; Metazoa; Nematoda; Chromadorea; Rhabditida; Trichostrongylidae
Source: the annotation of a GenBank genome assembly